Pelobates cultripes (western spadefoot toad) is the source of this 186-nucleotide messenger RNA. NCBI's taxonomy places the organism in Eukaryota, Metazoa, Chordata, Amphibia, Anura, Pelobatidae. The record is from the annotation of a GenBank genome assembly.
AUGUCGGACGGAGGCGUGUUUUAUAAUGCUAGCCUCCGUCCGAAUCACUACAUGUCCCACAAGCACUUGCGGCGAAUGUUGCCGCCCCUUUGGCAGACGUCAGACAGAGGAUUGCUGCGAGUUGCCGACCUCCAUCUGACUACUGUCUUGUUUCAAAUGCGUGCGGUGAGCCACGCGGUCGCGCAG